AAUCCUAAUCAUGGCAGUUGCAGCCGCCGUACACGGCGGUUAUCUUCCCUCCAAAUUCCGCAGUAUCUCUGGAAAAACAGUCUCACAAAGCAAACCAACGCCGCCGCCACUAUUCAUUUCCACAAACCCUAACGAUGUAAUCCCUAAUCACCUUAAAAACCUCUAUUCUUUAUGUAACCAUUCAUGUCACCGUUUUCCAAAACUGAACUCAGAAGGUAGAGUCGAGCCAGUGGAUCUAAACAAGCUUCGAAAAGCGUUACAUCAUAGUUAUAUCGUCGUUUCGGUCUUUACCCGACCCGUCUUUGUACCCGGUUUGGUACCCGAAUUGGCUCCGAGUUUAACGGGUAUUGGUGGAGAUUGGAUUGGAAAAGUGGUGCCUGUGACACCGAGUAAUGGAGAAUUGGUUGGUUUUGGACGUGCUGUUUCUGAUUCUGGAUUGACAGCUGCUAUCUAUGAUGUUAUGGUCAUUCCUUCACUUCGAAGAAGAGGCAUUGGCAGGAAGAUAGUUCAAAGGAUGUUAAGGAUUCUUGUGAACAGAGACAUUUAUGACAUAGCAGCCCUCUGCUCUGAUCAAGAGAAGCCUUUUUUUAGAGCAUGUGGAUUUGGAGAUGAUGUACUGGCCUCCACUACAAUGAUGUAUACCAGGUCUGCUUCUGCUGAUUCAGAGGAUGAGCAGAUUGUAAAAUAUGCAGGUAGAAAGUUAUUACUAGCUCCUUCACUAAGAGGAAAUCUUAAAACAUAAUCUCUCUAUUUUCAUGAUCAAGUAAUGCCCAAUGCAGUCGAAAUUUCUUCCUGUAACUUCCAUGAGACUACAAUUGCGAAUGUCGUUAUCGUGUUGUAUAUCAGUGAGUUUCAUUUGAACAGCUUCCUUGCCCUCCCUCUUCCUGUGUUAUUGUUAGUAAUUUAUAUUUCACAAGCCACAUUUAUAGAUUGUCUUGCCCUAUCCAAGAGUGCAAAGUCAAAGUUGGACAGAAGAAAAAGUGGAGAAACUAAAGCUGGAAGGUGGUGCUUACUGCUUAUUGUGUAGGGCUGAGUCAUUUUAGAUCUGUUAAUUUUCAGGUGUUGUAAUACAUGGUGUACAGUAGAAUCUCUAUUCUUAGGUGGAUUAUGGACUACUAUUGUAAUUGCAGUACAGGCUUUUUACGAAUAGAUAAUGCACUUCCUUGUGGACCCUGAA
Messenger RNA from Nicotiana tabacum (common tobacco), 1177 nucleotides. Its product is annotated as GCN5-related N-acetyltransferase 3, chloroplastic. The record is from RefSeq and is a predicted model, not a curated record. Gene Ontology annotation, molecular function: N-acetyltransferase activity. Lineage: Eukaryota; Viridiplantae; Streptophyta; Magnoliopsida; Solanales; Solanaceae.